GCGGCGGCGGCGGGGGCAGCAGCAAGAAAUCCAAAGAGCAGAAGGCGCUGCGGCUCAACAUCAACGCUCGGGAGCGCCGGAGGAUGCACGACCUGAACGACGCGCUGGACGAGCUGCGCGCGGUCAUCCCCUACGCGCACAGCCCCUCGGUGCGGAAGCUCUCCAAGAUCGCCACGCUGCUGCUCGCCAAGAACUACAUCCUUAUGCAAGCACAGGCCCUGGAGGAGAUGCGGCGCCUCGUCGCCUACCUCAACCAGGGCCAGGCCAUCUCCGCAGCCUCCCUGCCCAGCUCGGCGGCGGCGGCAGCCGCGGCCGCUGCCCUGCACCCCGCGCUCGGCGCCUACGAGCAGGCGGCAGGCUACCCGUUCAGCGCCGGGCUGCCCCCCGCCGCCUCCUGUCCGGAGAAGUGCGCCCUGUUCAACAGCGUCUCCUCCAGCCUCUGCAAACAGUGCACGGAGAAGCCUUAAACACACAAGACCGACCCAAAAGCUAGAGAAGAGCGAGAAGCUGCUCCCCACCCCUUUUAUUUUGGUUCUCUAGGAGUUGUGAAGCACUUGCAGAGCAAACAAAAGCAGAGACAAGACUGAGAAGUAUCAGAGACAAACGGGACUUUUAGCUUUGACAUCCCCAGAAUCUCUGUCUUUGGGUGGGGAGGGAGGGAGGAGGGAGGUGGAGUUGGGAUGGAGUACGGAUGUCUGUUUUUCUCAGAAAAGUGGCAACUUUGGUGGCGGCCUUGACGGCGGGGAACAAGCGGAGUUUUCCUUAAAGGUGAAAAAAAAAAAAAGUUGACAAGUAGUGCUUGAAUAUUAAGCUUGGAGAAUACUGAAUGGCAAAAACACUAAUCCUACUAAUAAUUGUGAAUUUGCUUAGUGCAGAACGGGAGCGAAGGAGCCCAGGGUUGGGAGGCAGGUGGGACGGAAUAUUCAUUCAGACAAAUCAGAAAGGGCACUUGAAAAUAAAUUUUGAUUCUGAGCCAGGAGCUAACUUGAAAUGUAGACUGAUUUAAGUGCGGGGUGGGGGAGACACGUUGCUAUGAAAGACUUGUAUUUUUUAUUGUCUCUGAACUUUAAUCCUGUGAAAAUGCUCAAAGUUUUGGCGAGAGUGAUAUGAAAAACUGUGGCUGAGAGAAUUGCAUUUAAAAAUAUUUAUGUGCACCUUGUUAUUUUCAACUCUGCAAUGAUGUAUUAACAAUUCAUGAUAUUUAUUUGUUAUUCUUCAAUGGCCCUUCCAUAUCAACAGUAUUUAUCAUGUGUUAAGGUCGUGGGUCUUAUGUGCAGAUUUUUUUUAAUGCCUCUAAAAUUCUGUUUUAUAGAUUAACUUAUACUGUGUGCCAAGUGUUUAAAGGUUUAUUUGCCAACAAUUAUGAAGAGAAAUAUUGAUGUAUCUGAGCUGCUUAGGUUUAUGAAAGGUCACCUGGAUAUUUUCAGUUGCAUCAUCCCUGUAUUUAAAUUGAGCUUUAAUAAAUUGCUUUAGUCCAAAAAUUACAGGAAAGCUGUAUUCUUAAUUGAUGAAUUGAUUGAUCUCUUUUUUGAAAGGGGACUUAUUUGCAUUCCAAAAGGGAAAGAAAACAUCACAGCAAUAGCUCCUAUAUAAGUAAGAACAAGCUUAGCAAAUAUUUUUUCCAGGUUGUGCUGUGCAUUUUAAAAAGGUCUAAUUUAAUUACUUUUAAAAUAUAUGUACUAUAUAAGUUAUUUUAACUGUGGAGAAUUAUUUAAGUUUAAAGACUGGUUUGAUUUGCCUAUGGUGUGAAAUCCUUUGUUAUUUUUCUAAAAAAAUUUAAAAAGAAAUAAAAUAAAAGUAAAGGAGAACAAGAAGCUAUUUACCCAAAGUGAGCUUUCACUUUUAGUUUGCAUGGCUAUUUGCCUGCCUUUCCAUUCUAUGAAAAUCAAGAAAACUUUUUUUAAAAGGGGAGUCCUGCUAUUUUCCACUCCUUGCAGAUAAUACGAAUUCAGUUUGUCAGGUUGGGUGGUGAAUUGGGAGUUCUGGUGGAUCUGGUGGUGGGCUUUGGAUGUGUAAAAGAAUGAGAUAUAUAUAUAUAUAUAUUAAAUAGGUCAAUCAGACAAUGACAGCUAUGUACGACCAUUUGUAUGUGUAUCUAUGUCAGAAAGAAUCUUUAUUAAAGUAUUUUGAUCAAA
Molecule: messenger RNA, 2135 nt
Organism: Chinchilla lanigera (long-tailed chinchilla)
Lineage: Eukaryota; Metazoa; Chordata; Mammalia; Rodentia; Chinchillidae
Gene: Bhlhe22
Product: basic helix-loop-helix family, member e22
Exons: 1
Coding region: 84-467 (127 amino acids)
Molecular function (GO): protein dimerization activity
Source: RefSeq, a predicted model, not a curated record